Messenger RNA from Numida meleagris (helmeted guineafowl), 2778 nucleotides. It is a transcript of the gene ADGRG4, whose product is annotated as adhesion G protein-coupled receptor G4. Gene Ontology annotation, molecular function: G protein-coupled receptor activity. Gene Ontology annotation, biological process: cell surface receptor signaling pathway; adenylate cyclase-activating G protein-coupled receptor signaling pathway. The record is from RefSeq and is a predicted model, not a curated record. The coding region runs from base 183 to 2741 and encodes 852 amino acids. Gene Ontology annotation, cellular component: membrane. Lineage: Eukaryota; Metazoa; Chordata; Aves; Galliformes; Numididae. The transcript has 22 exons.
UUAAGCUUCAUUAGAAGAGAAGGAGAUGGAAACUGCACUCCUGAUUGGAAUGGGUUUGGAUAUUGUUUGGCUAUUUCUCAGGUUCAAGUGGGGCAUCAUCAACAGCAGCUCCUACACUGCCACCGUUGUCUCCGACCAGCAGCACCAAUGUCCCCACUGCAAUCAGCUUCUAUAGCGUUGACAUGAACUUUUCACUUUUCUACACAACUGAGAGAGCUCCUGAUUACUACGAUGCAAGGAAGCUUACAGAAAACUGGUUCGGUGUCAUAUUUGCAGGCGAAGAAUUAGUUGUGACGAACUUUAAAAUCAGGAGUAACUCUCCACAAAACAGUGUGUACAAGAGGACCCAUAUGAAGGCAAAGCAGAUGUCACAAAGUUAUGUUUGUAGGGCCAUUAUAAAGGUCACAUCACGUGAAACACAAGAAGUGCUGAGUCUCAAGAUAAAACAGCUGCUGAAUGACACUUACGAAGACGGACUGCUGUCAUUAGAGGUGGAACCUGGAGAUGUGGCUGUCAGACCAAUAGUACUAACGGAUUGCCCAGAAAGUGUUUCACAGACCAAAUACAAGGGCAGCUAUUCCUGGCCACAAACAAGUCCAGCUGCCAUAGCGGAGGUCAGCUGCAGGAAAAAUCCUCUGCAGUCUGCUCGGAGGAGCUGUGCAAUUAAUAUUGAUCUUGAGAAAUCUUUUUGGAAUAAACCAAAUAUGUCUGAAUGUAAAUUACUAGAAGAACUUCCAAGUAAUAUCCUGGAUCUUCAUAAUGUCAGCAUAACAGAGGAGAAUGCACAAGAUGUUGUACAGCAUAUUUUAUAUCUCUUGCCGGAUGCAACACUGGAUAUGGAAGAACUAGAAGUUAUUGGAAAUAAAAUUUCUGAUAUCGUGAAGUUUGCAGAUUUAAGUGUGUCUCUUGCAGAGGCUAUAUUGACUAUACUGGACUAUAUUUUACUUCAAGAAAUAGAGGAUCUGAACAUCAGAAAAAUGACCAAUAGGAUCCUGAAGACAACAGAGGAGAUAGGCUAUAAGCUGGCUCACACAGAAAGAAACAUGUCAGUCGUAACCACGUCCUUUGCUUUGUUGGUGAUGCAUCCGGAUCCCAGCGUGUUUGAAGGAGUGGCCUUCGGUGUCACCUCGUACGACCACGGAGGGGAUAUCAAGAUCAGUGUUCAAGAAAAUCCAUUUGAAAACGCCUUGGCCUCGGUGCGUUUGCCGAAAUCACUGAAGACAUUCUUAGGGGACAACCAUGCUGACCCAGAGACGUAUCCAAAGAUCCUGUUCAAUUUUUUUGGCACGACUUCACUCUUUGUGGAUGACAGCUUACAGAAGGAGAGGCUGAACACUUACGUUGUGAGUGCCAGCGUUGAAAAUUCACUGAUUCAGAACCUUAACGAACCUGUGAAUAUAACUCUUCAGCACAUCAACAAAAAUACGGGUAAUGCAGUAGUGCACUGCGUCUUUUGGGACUUUCUGAAGAACAAUGGACUGGGUGGUUGGAAUACAACAGGGUGUGAAACGGAAUAUACAGAUAUGAAUUACACAAUCUGUUUUUGUAACCAUCUUACCCAUUUUGGAGUCUUGCUGGACUUGUCCCGGGCAGAGAUAGAUGCCACAAAUGAUCGUGUAUUAACUCUGAUAAGCUAUGCAGGAUGUGGCGCUUCUUCCCUUUUUUUGGCUAUAACACUGGUGACAUACCUAGCCCUUGAAAAGCUGAGGAGAGAGAAUCCUGCAAAAAUCCUGCUGAACCUCUGUGCUGCCCUGCUGAUGUUGAAUGUGGUCUUCUUGGUCAACCCCUGGCUGUCCUCCUACAAGCUGCCGGCUCUCUGCAUCGCCGUGGCUGCGCUCCUGCACUAUUUCCUGCUGGCAGCUUUCACCUGGAUGUGCAUGGAAUCUGUCCACCUCUACUUGGCUCUCAUCAAAGUUUUCAACGUUUACAUCCCAAAGUACAUCCUAAAAUGCUGCAUUGCUGGGUGGGGAAUACCAGCAAUUGUGGUCAUUAUUGUGCUCAUUAUCAAUAAAGAUUUCUAUGGUAAUGGAUCACAGAGUGAGAACAAUCCAUUCAGCAAUUUUUGCUGGAUUCAAGAUAAUGUGGUGUUCUACGUCUCUGUUGUGGCCUAUAUCUUCUUGGUGUUUCUGACAAACACAGCCAUGUUCAUCACCGUUCUCCUCCAAAUCCACUCUAUGAAAUCGAGGACGCAAAAGAGACCCAAAUUCUGGAAACGACUCUUUCUCCAGGACCUCAAAAGUGCUUUCAGCUUGAUGUUCCUCUUGGGCUUAACUUGGAGCUUUGCAUUUUUUGCCUGGGGAGUAGUGAGGAUAUUUUUCUUGUAUCUCUUCAGCAUUUUUAACACUUUGCAAGGGUUCUUUAUUUUCGUGUUUCACUGCCUAAUGAAGGAAGAUGUAGUGAAGCAGUGCCGAAUACACUUUUGCUGUGGGAGAUUUCAUCAGAAUAAUUAUUCUGGCUGGAAUGGGUCAGGUACAACUGCUACAUCUACACCAAGACCUUUAAACCACAGUUCCCCUUCCCUGGCUUUGUGGAAUCCAAAUUCUAAUGGAACAAGCUCAACUUUCAGUUCAGAUACCCUCCCUGGGACUUCUCCAAAUAGGAGUUUUAGGAUUGAUGAAGUUCAUUACAACCCAAGUGCUAUAACUCCAGAAGAUGAAGAAACCAAACGUCCUUAUUCACAAAGAAUAUCACCCAUGGACACAGAGCUGCGCUAUCCACAGAAAGCAAGAUUUUUUCGUUGAUGUUGCAUUUGUUUUCUUCUGAUUAUCUGUUGGUGGU